AUGUUUCCCAAAAAACAUUUAUCUGGGUCUGAAAAAAGAAAAAGAAAAAAACGUGAUGAAGAAAAUAAGAAAUCACAGCAAGGUGCUCUUCACAAUUUUGUUGUUGAAGUAGUGAAUUCUCAUGGAAAUUCAAAUGAGAAUGAAAAUGAGCAUAAAAAUGUUACUAAUAAUGAAAAUAUGCAUAAUAAUAUAAGUGAUAAUGUUAAUAUGCAAACUAGUGUAACAGGGAAUGGAAAUGGGAUUAAUGAUGGUGAGAAUGAAAAUAUGUAUAAUGAUGUCAGGGAAGAUGAAAAUUUGUUUAAUGAUGUCGAUGAGAAUUAUGAUUUACAUAAUGAUACUAGUGAGAAUGAUGAUAUGAAUGACACAAAUGAGCCAAAUGAUGUUCAAAAUGCUCCUAACUAUGAAAAUUUUUGCAUUGAUUUUUGUGAUCCUAAAAAUUGGGAGAGCCUUAAUAAUAAUGUAAUUUUUCUUAGAAAUAGGAAAGGAUUUGUUCGCCUGGCUUUGGAGAAGGGUUGUCCUUUGGUUCCUGUGUUCAGCUUUGGUCAGUCAAAGGUCUAUAAGUGGUGGAAGCCUAGUGGAAAGUUGUUCUUGCAAAUCGCCAGAGCUUUGAGGUUCACCCCUGUAUUUUUUUGGGGAGUUUUUGGUGUUGAUCAACACGGGAGUCGAUUUAUUCAACAAAAACUAGAAAACUGUAGCAUUGAGGACAAGGCAUCUGUGUUUCAAGAAGUUCUCCCUCAUGCUUCCAAAUUGAUGAAGGAUGUUUUUGGAAAUUAUGUUAUUCAAAAGUUCUUUGAGUAUGGAACCCCUGAUCAGAGGAGGGACCUAGCUAAGGCACUUGCAGGUGAGAUCUUGCCACUGAGCCUGCAGAUGUAUGGUUGUCGUGUCAUCCAAAAGGUACUCGAAAAUAAUAAAGGUCCAACAGAUCAAGAACAGGAGGACACUACCUGA
Beta vulgaris subsp. vulgaris (sugar beet) is the source of this 948-nucleotide messenger RNA. RefSeq lists its product as uncharacterized. The transcript has 6 exons. The record is from RefSeq and is a predicted model, not a curated record. Gene Ontology annotation, molecular function: mRNA binding. Gene Ontology annotation, cellular component: cytoplasm. Lineage: Eukaryota; Viridiplantae; Streptophyta; Magnoliopsida; Caryophyllales; Amaranthaceae. Bases 1 to 948 code for a protein of 315 amino acids. Gene Ontology annotation, biological process: post-transcriptional regulation of gene expression.